AUGAGUGAACAGGAGAUAAGCAACAAGGACUCUAUUGAACAGGAGAUAAGAAACAAGGAGUAUAGUGAACAGGAGAUAAGGAACAAGGAGUCCAGUGAACAGGAAAAUUGGAACAAGGACUGUAGAGAGCAGGAGAUAAGGAACAAGGAGUCUAUUGAACAUGAGAUAAGAAGAAAGGAGUAUAGUGAACAGGAGAUAAGGAACAAGGAGUCCAGUGAACAGGAGAUAAGGAACAAGGAGUCUAGUGAACCGGAGACAAGGAACAAAGAGUCUUGUAAACAGGAAAUAAGAAACAAGGAGUCAAAUAAACAGGAGAUAAGGAACAAGAAGUCCAGUGAACAGGAGAUAUUAAACAAUGAGUGUAGUAAACAGGAGAUAAGGAACAAGGAGUCUAGUGAACAGGAGACAAGGAACAAAGAGUCUAGUGAACAGGAAAUAAGAAAAAAGAGUCUAAUAAACAGGAGACAAGGAAAAACGAGUCUAGUGAACAGGAAAUAUAGAACAAAGAGUCUAGUGAACUGGAAAUAA
Messenger RNA from Eurytemora carolleeae, 528 nucleotides. Its product is annotated as troponin T, cardiac muscle-like. Lineage: Eukaryota; Metazoa; Arthropoda; Copepoda; Calanoida; Temoridae. The record is from RefSeq and is a predicted model, not a curated record. The transcript is spliced from 2 exons. Bases 1 to 528 code for a protein of 175 amino acids.